Molecule: messenger RNA, 636 nt
Organism: Nematolebias whitei (Rio pearlfish)
Lineage: Eukaryota; Metazoa; Chordata; Actinopteri; Cyprinodontiformes; Rivulidae
Gene: stard5
Product: StAR-related lipid transfer (START) domain containing 5
Exons: 6
Coding region: 1-636 (211 amino acids)
Molecular function (GO): lipid binding
Source: RefSeq, a predicted model, not a curated record
AUGGAUUAUAAAGAGAAAGCAGAAUCUGUUUCGGACUGUCUGCUGGGUUUCAGGAGGGACGGGUUCGGAUGGAAAAUCUGCAGGAAAACGAACAGUGUAUCUGUAUCUUGGCGUCCCUCCUCGGAGUUUCCUGGAAACAUCUACAAAGGUGAUGGCAUCAUCAGCAGCCAUCCUGACAAAGUCUGGGAGUGUCUGAAACCGGUUCCUGGUGGACUCCGGGUCCAGUGGGACAACAACGUCAAGAAGUUUGAGCUUCUGGAACAAAUCUCUGAGGAUUAUUCGGUGUGCAGAACCGUCACACCUUCAGCGAUGAUGGGGAUCAUCGCUCCUCGAGACUUUGUCGAUGUUGUUUUAGUCAAACAAUAUGAGGACGGCAGCAUCUCCUCAAACGCCAUGAAUGUGGUCCAUCCCAGUUGUCCUCCUCAGCCGGGGUUUGUCAGAGGAUUUAAUCAUGCAUGUGGCUGCAUCUGUGUUCCUGUGUCUGGAGAGCCAAACAAAACCCAGGUGUUGAGUUUCUUCCAGACAGACCUGGGUGGUCUCCUCCCUCGGUCAGUGGUGGACUCCUUCUUUCCUUCCAGCAUGGUGGAGUUCUACAGCAACCUGAACAAAGCUGUUAGGUCCCUCAAUGACCUUUGA